AUGUCUGUUACGCCAGCGCUCAGAGCAGGUGUCCGCUCAGCGUACCGUGACUUGCUACGGGCUUCAGCUUCUACUUUCUAUGGCGAUGAGCCCAUACAAAGAGCAUUCCGACACAAGAUGCGGACGGAAACAUUGUAUUUGGACAACUCCGCACAACAUGACGUGAAACUGGUCGAAGAGAAAAUCCAACUCGCCCGUGAGCUUGCAAUCAUGUUACGCAGAAACGUUGUGCAAGCUCGCAGAACACAAACCCAAGAUGGGGAUGAUGCUUGGAACCUCCGGUUCACGAAGGACACUGAACUUGGCGAAAACGAGAGUAUUAAGAACCCACCUCCCAUGCCAUCCAGCAGACGAGCGCGAAGAUUAGAGAAGGGCGAGCAAAGUAUAGAACCUGCUGCUCAGCAUAGCGCUCAUAUGCCACGCAAUUUUUCUGCUCUCAAGAGGGCCCACCGAGAGCGGAAGAUUCCGGAGUUGCGUGAGGAGGACCUUGAGGAAUCGUUCGUUAGAGGCAGCGGUCCUGGCGGGCAAUCUAUCAAUAAGACCGAGAAUAAUGUCCAACUUCUUCAUAAACCCACUGGUUUUCGUGUGGCAUGCCAGGAAACUCGAUCACUUCAAACAAAUCGCAUGCUCGCUAGGCGAUGGCUCCUGGAAAAGGCGUGUAUCUCUGAAUAUCUUGUAGACAAACUUCACAAUCCUGGCCUAUCUAAGGGUGAACUGCAACGUGCGAAGCAACAGGAAAGAGAACGUCAACGACGGAAGAAGUCGAAGAGGAAGGCGAAGGCACGAGCGCAAGAGAAAGACUGUCUGGAAGCGCAGGAAAAGUGA
Messenger RNA from Suillus paluster, 825 nucleotides. RefSeq names its product RF-1 domain-containing protein. Gene Ontology annotation, molecular function: translation release factor activity. Gene Ontology annotation, biological process: mitochondrial respiratory chain complex III assembly; translational termination. The record is from RefSeq and is a predicted model, not a curated record. NCBI's taxonomy places the organism in Eukaryota, Fungi, Basidiomycota, Agaricomycetes, Boletales, Suillaceae. Bases 1 to 825 code for a protein of 274 amino acids. The transcript is spliced from 7 exons.